AAUAGAAGGAGAGAAAUAGAGAGAGAGAAAUAGAGAGAGAGAAAUAGAGAGAACAAGAGAGAGAGAAAAAAGAGAGAGAGAAAUAGAGAGAGCAAGAGAGAGAGAAAAUAGAGAGAGAGAGUUAGAGACAGAGAGAGAGGGGAAGGAAACCCCACAUAAAGAGACAGAAGAGAGCCCUUCCUGGAACUCUCCAGUCCUCUCUGACUGCCGCCGCUCACUGAGGGAGAAAGACAGCAGUGUUUUAAAGAGGAACAGAGUACCUGGUUGUCAUUCUGCUGAGGGCUGAGACAAACAGAGGAGAAGAAGACAUGUCGGGUCAUUUACUAAGGAGAAACUCCAGCAAGGAAGGUCUGCAGAACCUGCUCAGGGUGACGGCCCAGCGCAGUAUUGAAGAUGCUGAGGAGAUAGAGCGGGAACGGAGACGAAGGGCCAGGGAGAGACAGGGAGACCAGGACCCACACACCCACACUGGCCCAGCCAGCACCAUCAGCCCCACACCGGACAAUGGGCUUCCGGAGAUAUAUCCAAUGUGUGAGAGUGAGCUGAAGGCUAGUGGCUGCCAGUUGGCUCUGGAGGAGGACGAGGGCUUCAGUGACUGGACCCAGAGGUUGGAGAAACGCAGACAGCGCCACCUGGAGGAACAGGAGUCCUCGGAGGACCAUCAGCCCCAACAGCAGCAGAAUCAGCCCCAGCAGCAUCACCCCCAGCAGCAUCAACCCCAGCAGCAGAAUCAGCCCCAGCAGCAUCACCCCCAGCAGCAGCAGAAUCAACCCCAGCAGCAUCAACCCCAGCAGCAUCACCCCCAGCAACAGCAGCAGCCCCAGCUGCUCACGCUAAACAGAGCCUCCCCAAUCAGGCCCUGCUUGAAGACACGUCCUGGACCUGGGCCUGAGGAGAGGGAGGAGAAGGAGGUAGAGUGGGAACGAAGAGCCAGCAACAAGACACAAGACACUUCAAGAAGAGUAACAGAUGACAAGGUCGUGGAGAAGAAGAAAUCUGAGCUGAAGAUCUCCUACACCUCUAAGGUCAUGAGACACGUCAACAGCAACGGGGAAGCAGCUGGAGCGGAAGUGACCUCAUACCUAGUUGCAGGGAAACUGUCUCCAAGUCGUAGUGGCAGCUUGGGAGGGCAGAGACAGGAGGAGGUGGAUGGAGAGGUUCCCGGGGGCAGCUGGAGACAGAGAAGACACCAGGCCAGGGACAGGGCACCCUGGAACAGCUGAGACAGAGACAGCAGGAGGACCAGGAGGAGAUGGAGGAGUUGAACCGCAGGAGAGAGGAGAAACGCAGAGCCAGGGAGGAGGAGGAGCACCAGAGAGAGAAAGAGGAGCAGCACAGACAGGAGCAGGCGGAGGAGGAGAAGAAGAGGGUGAAAGACGGGAUAGAGAGUAGGAGGAUGGCGGCUUCAGAGAGAAGGAUGAAGAACCUCAGUAUUUCCAGCAUUGAGGGAGACGAGUCCUUCAGCCCCUUCAGUCCCAUGAGCCCCACCUUCAAGAGACUCCUCCUUCUGUUUUACCCAGUAAGUUGCCGACUGUCUGUAAGUGCAGUGUGUGGAUGGAUAUAACUGUGUUGGCUCUGUGAUGUGAAGUGAGAGUCCUGUAUGGUCUGUGGUUGUAUGACAGGUAACACAAGUCUCUACUUAGAGUCUGAUGUCCGUAUGACUAUUCACACUGGCUUCCUUUGGGUUCCGUUUUGUGACUUGGUUCAUUUGUUUUCAGAAAAUGUUUUCAACACUCCUUCUCAGACAAAAAUGAACCCUGACAGAUUUGAAACAAACCUUCUAGUCUGAAGACACCUUUUUUUUUUUUUACUAACUACUAAAUAUAAAAUACUUUCAAAAUCAACUCUUUGAUGAGCAAAACAGUUUGUUUUCUCAAUCUUAUCGUAGAAACACAAAAGACAAUGUUGACUACAGGAUCACUUCUCUACAUGUUUCUUCUCUCACUUGGUGUCAUUACACCCCCACACCCCCACACCCCCUCUCCACCUCUUGCAUGUCAUGUUCACACAUCAUCCUAUAUUUCUUCACCUUGAUGUUUUUUGUGUGAAGUGUGAAGAAAUGCUUUCCACACUUCCUGUGUUGAAAGCAUUUAGAGAGUUUUAGGCUGAGAGUUUUAGGCUGUGUUCUAACGUCCAUACGAGUCUACCUCUUAGAAUCCCCGCCCCCAAUACUCUGCUUUAUUCUAAGAACUAUGUUACUAUGGAUACUGGAACAGAGCCUUUGUGUGCCUUCCAAAUGGAACCCUAUUCCCUUUACAGUACACUACCUUUGACCAGGACCCAUAGGGUGCCAGAUAGGGUUCCAUUGAGGACACAGAUGUUGUGUUGUGUUGUGUUGUUCCAUAGAUGUUGUGUUGUUCCAUAGAUGUUGUGUUGUGCUCUGUGUGUAGCUGCAUGUGGUCAGCUUUCCUUAAACACUCCAACACUUCACGGACCGUCAUGGGUUAAUUAAUGUUUUCAUGGGUUAAUUCAUGUCUUCAUGGGUUAAUUAAUGUUUUCAUGGGUUAAUUCAUGUCUUCAUGGGUUAAUUCAUGUCUUCAUGGGUUAAUUCAUGUCUUCAUGGGUUAAUUCAUGUCUUCAUGGGUUAAUUCAUGUCUUCAUGGGUUAAUUCAUGUUUUCAUGGGUUAAUUCAUGUCUUCAUGGGUUAAUUCAUGUCUUCAUGGGUUAAUUAAUGUCUUCAUGGGUUAAUUCAUGUCUUCAUGGGUUAAUUCAUGUUUUCAUGGGUUAAUUCAUGUCUUCAUGGGUUAAUUCAUGUCUUCAUGGGUUAAUUCAUGUCUUCGUGGGUUAAUUCAUGUCUUCGUGGGUUAAUUCAUGUCUUCGUGGGUUAAUUCAUAUCUUCGUGGGUUAAUUCAUGUCUUCGUGGGUUAAUUCAUGUCUUCGUGGGUUAAUUCAUGUCUUCGUGGGUUAAUUCAUGUCUUCAUGGGUUAAUAAAAAAAUAUAUGGGUUAAUUCAUGUCUUCGUGGGUUAAUUCAUGUCUUCAUGGGAAAGCACCCGACUUUCAUUUCUGGCUCACAGCAAAAUAGGAUGUAACACAUGUUUGCAUUACUCAAUAGCAACCUUGCUAAUGUGCCAACUGUUGAGUCAUAACCAAUGAAGUGACUCACUCAAUGUGCUUCUGUUAAACCAGUAAAACACUAGUAAUACUCCUAUUACAAGUAGGAGUGGAGCUGCGGUCUAAAACACUGCAUCUCAGUGCUUGAGGCGUCACUACAGACCCUGGUUUGAUUCCAGGCUGCAUCACAACCAGCCGUGAUUGGGAGUCCCACAGGGCGGCGCACAAUUGGCCCAGUGUCGUCCAAGUUUGGGUUUGGCCGGUGUGGGCCGUCACUGUAAAUAAGAAUUUAUUCUUAACUGACUUGCCUUGUUUAAUAAAGUUUCAAUGACAUUUUUUUUACAAACAAAUAUAUUUUCCUCUAAAAUCAAUCGGACAAAACACAAAGAUUAUUAGCCAACUAUUAGGAAAAUAAACCAUUUGGACCAUGGAAAAGUGUUCCUCUUACUGUACGUAUCUAUCAGAUGAAUGACCGUACAUAUUAUCGUGUUUCUUGGCACGCCGUUAGCAGUGUAAAAGUCAUCUGAAAAGAAACUGUCUGCAGCAGUGGCUUUGGCUUGUGUCUUUCCUGUCAUCAAUGUGCUUCCCUGUGAUGUGUGUCCUUCCAGAAUGACACCGAGGAGAGGAUGACGUCUGAGAAUACCUGCAC
Oncorhynchus keta (chum salmon) is the source of this 3701-nucleotide messenger RNA. RefSeq names its product myb-like protein Q. Lineage: Eukaryota; Metazoa; Chordata; Actinopteri; Salmoniformes; Salmonidae. The transcript is spliced from 7 exons. The record is from RefSeq and is a predicted model, not a curated record. The coding region runs from base 309 to 1223 and encodes 304 amino acids.